UUGACUUAGUAAACGGAUUCAGUGAUUUCGAAGAGGUCAAAGUCAUUUGAUCAGUGCAUCACUGCAGUGAAAGCACCGAGCCUUUGAUGUGGGAGCACUGCUUGAGCUGUCAGUUGCCAGACUUUUCUGUGAACUUUACUUAUUAAGCAAUAGUUCAAGAAGCAAGAUAGCCGAGUUGUCAUGAUAUAUGUGAACGGGAAGAAGCAAUUCAAGACUAUUUGAAGUUUUAAAGGUUUCACUUCCAUAAUUUGUGACUAACCCUUUAAGUCAAAAAGGCAGAUAUUUACAUAGAGAGUACCCUGAAAAGAAAUGGAAGAAAAGAAUCCCCAUCCUGUAGUGGCCAAGCCGAAGUUCAGCCAAGUUGGAACAUUGCAGAAGAACUGGGAGAAAUGGGCUGAUGACCACAUUGAAUACCAGAAGCACAACCCAUUCAGUAAUGAUGUCACAGUAGCUGUACAGCAUCAGAAGGGAGAUCCUGAAUAUGGAAACCCUAAGGAGGGGUCCAAAACUGAACAGAGGGGAAAGGAUGCAUAUAGACAUGUUGGGACUGAAGUUAAAGAACUAUGCUUAAUCAUGCAGAUUAUAGGUGAAAAAGGAAAGGAUGGAAAUGUAAGAGUUACAUUUGGAAGAUUGUUUGAAAAAUAUGAGAACAUUUCCAACAAAGUUGUAGGGAUUCUGCUGAGAGCCAGAAAGCAUGGCCUGGUUCAUUUUGAAGGAGAGAUGCUUUGGCAGAGAAGGGAUGAUGAUGUGAUUAUUACAUUAUUGGAGCAAAACAUCACUUAACAACUGUAUUAUUUGUCUUAAUACUGAAUUUUAAUACUGUUUCUCUACUGCUUCUUUUAUCUGACAGACUUUAUUUUCCUCUUUGCUGGUUCACUUCAGCUGCACUUUUUCUAGUGAGCAGCUGUGUUACACCCAUAACAAAACAGACUCUUGUCAUACCUCUGUAGUGCCCUGUAUUGCCCAGCUGUGUCCCUGUGACUGCAGAAAGUGGUAAUUGUGGCCAUUUACAGACCUCCCUCAAUGUGCAAAAGGAGGGCAUAAUCUUUGUAAAGUACUUAAUGAAGACAGGCAUAAUCUUUUACCGGCCAUUUGGUAAAGUACUGUUGCUGCAUUAUAAUGUGAGCAGCGUUGUAUAAUGGAAGGAACACAGGUAAAAAAGAAGCUAAAAAUAGAACAGGAAUUGCUAGCAGUUAAAGAUCAUGCUCAAAGUAUUUUUAGAGAUCUAACUUAGAAUUUCCCAUAAGUUGCAUCAGAUAUUUAUGAGUGUGAUCACUUUUUUAUGGGAGAAAGAUUUUUUAACAGUUUUCUUCAAGAAAUAAACAUCUUAAGACUUCCACUGGGAACAUGCCUCUCAACUAGUGAAUGCAAAAAAAUAACAGAACUGGUCUUUAGUCUUCAAAGUAAAAAAACUGAAAGACUGUAGCAAGUAGGUUACACAGGCUUGUUGCCAACAAAUCAUGAGUAGUUGGUGCCAGCUUUUACGGCUUCUAGCUGCAUUGUGGUCAGCUGACCAAUAUUACAAUGCAGCUAGAAAAGUGGACCAAUAGCAAAGCUUUCUGCAAUUGGUUCUUUUUCCUCACUUGACUGCCGUCUUGGUCUGAACAGACCAGUAGUAUAGUGUGGGCAGAAAAAUGCCAAAAAGCACAACUGCCCAAGUUUUUUGUAAUUUUUCUUGCCUCUGUUAUUUGGUCUGUUCAAUGGACCAACAGCACAGUGCAGCUAGAAAAGUGGACUAAAACCAUAGGUAGCAAGAAGCCCACUGUGCUAUUGGUAUAUUUUUCUAGCUGCUCUGUGCUAUUGGUCCAUUCAGCAGACCAGGGCAUGCUGAUAAUUACAUUUAUAAUAAUUAGUUAAUUUCCAAGCUCUUAUUUUUUUCACAAACUGUCAAUUAAAUUAAGAGCUUUACAGCUGUUUACCACUUGGUGUUUUUUUUUUCAGCUUACUGCAGAAAAAAAAAAGCUGAAAGUUACCACUCAUUCAGGUAAAUAAUUGUUAUUCUUGUGAGCCUCUCAAAUACAUCACUGCCCAUCAUGCAGACUGAAUCUCUGUGCCGAUACAGUGAGACAGCAGGCAUUCAUUGCAGACAUCCAAGUUCUUUGGAUGUUUUAAAUUUUGUAAGAGUUUUGACUCAGGCAAAAAUGCUAUCAUAUCCAUGAAUGUGCAAUCUGGCUUACAGGUCUACUAGUUUACCUCUAAAAAUUCCUUGCACAUAAUAUUUAAUAUUUAAUCUUUUGAGCAUCUGCUUUAAGGCUGUGCUUCUCUUUAGUGCAAACAUAUUAUUUUUGUUUUAUUUAUGUGGAAAUGUUCACACAUAUGCUGCAAAGCAAAAUAUACUGUGGGUAGUGUGCACAUUAACAAAACCUGAACAGGUGUUUUUAUGGUGUACCUCUAAAACUUUUUGACAUGAUCUUUGACUGGUAGCAGUUCCUUAAGUUUAGCUUAAAGAGACAGAAAACAAACAAAAGAUUGUAGCUUUCACAUAUUUUUUGAGACAGUCAUCAAUAUAUGUUGUUUGAUGAAAGUGAAAAUUUUAUGUAAUGACUCCUUUCAAACCAGUUUCUGUUGGUCUGGCUCACUUGUGUUAAUUUUAUAUUCACUUCCGUUGCUAUCAUUUGUAUGUGGAAAACUUUAUUGGUAGUGAAGAUCGCUUGAUCACCUAUUUUAUGAUGCUUCUUUGAAGCUGGGGGUGUACUUUUGAAUGCCAUUGCUGAGCCUCUAUAACCAUGAUAAAGCUGCUAAGUGAGAGUGGCACUACUCCAUUUCAUUCUGAUCCCAGUUUGAAAAGUCUGGCUGUAUGUAUUUAUUUAUUUAUUUAUUUAUUUAUUGUUUUUAAACUGGCUAAAAAUAAACAAAAAGUAACUAAAGGUUUUGUAAAACUGUGAAAUUUAUUUGAAAAGACAUUCUGAAGUGAAUGUUUUAGUAACCAGUUCUGCUACUCUGACCAGUCCAAACACUAAUGUUGUUAGUGUGCUUCUACCCCUGAACCUGAAUGUAGUUGUACUUGUACCAAGUUGGGGGAGGAUUUCUCAGGUCACAGCUUAAUAGAUGGGAUUAUGAUGUGGUGAUGGUCUGGUUUAUUACAAUGGCAUGCAGCAGGUGCACUAAAUUUGCCCUAGGUGGGAGUGUGUAUGUGGUGACUGCAUACCUCUCAACUGUACAGAUUUCCACAGAAUGUCUAGAUUUUUGCCUUAUAUU
Messenger RNA from Protopterus annectens (West African lungfish), 3198 nucleotides. RefSeq names its product actin-binding Rho-activating protein-like. Gene Ontology annotation, biological process: positive regulation of Rho protein signal transduction. NCBI's taxonomy places the organism in Eukaryota, Metazoa, Chordata, Ceratodontiformes, Protopteridae. The coding region runs from base 310 to 783 and encodes 157 amino acids. Gene Ontology annotation, molecular function: actin binding. The transcript is spliced from 2 exons. The record is from RefSeq and is a predicted model, not a curated record.